Molecule: messenger RNA, 1926 nt
Organism: Ramularia collo-cygni
Lineage: Eukaryota; Fungi; Ascomycota; Dothideomycetes; Mycosphaerellales; Mycosphaerellaceae
Product: probable 2-isopropylmalalate synthase
Exons: 3
Coding region: 1-1926 (641 amino acids)
Biological process (GO): L-leucine biosynthetic process
Cellular component (GO): mitochondrion
Molecular function (GO): 2-isopropylmalate synthase activity
Source: RefSeq, a predicted model, not a curated record
AUGCCGAUGCUCAAAGAUCCCUCCAAAAAGUACCGGAAGUUCAAGCCGCUCGACAUUCCCGACCGCCAAUGGCCCUCCAAAACCAUUGAAAAAGUACCACGAUGGCUUGCGACCGACCUGCGAGACGGCAACCAAUCCCUUGUCGAUCCCAUGGACGGUGACCAGAAAUGGCGAUUUUUCCAGAUGCUGGUCAAGCUCGGAUACAAAGAGAUUGAAAUCGCCUUCCCGAGCUCAGGCAAUGUUGACUAUGACUUUGUCAGAAGGCUGGUCACGACUCCAGGCGUCGUCCCCGACGACGUGUGGUUGCAGGUACUUUCGCCCUGCCGGAAAGAGCUGAUUCGGCGCACAGUGGACAGCUUAAAGGGCGCCAAAAAGGCAAUUCUUCAUUUGUAUCUCGCUACGAGUCCUUGCUUCCAGCAGAUUGUGUUCGGAAUGACCAAUCAACAGAGCAAAGAGCUCGCUGUGGAGUGCACCAAAUACGCGCGGUCCAUCACCAAGGACGAUCCGAACUCUGGCGUGGAGGAAUGGGCAUACGAAUUCUCCCCGGAAUGCUUUUCGGACUCGGAUCCAGAAUUCGUGAUUGAAAUCUGUGAGGCCGUCAAAGCUGCUUGGGAACCGAGCGAACAGAAUCCCAUCAUCUUCAACCUACCAGCGACGGUGGAAGUGGCCACACCGAACGUCUACGCGGAUCAGAUUGAGUACUUCUGCCGCAACAUUUCGGAGCGUGAGAAGAUUUCUGUAUCUCUCCAUCCCCACAACGACAGAGGAUGUGCAGUCGCAGCAGCAGAAUUGGCACAAAUGGCAGGCGCCGACAGAGUCGAAGGCACGCUGUUCGGGAACGGUGAGCGUACGGGAAACGUGGAUCUGGUUACUCUUGCUCUCAACUUGUACACUCAGGGAAUCCAUCCCGGCAUCGACUUCUCCGAUAUCGAGAGCGUCAUCGACGUGGUGGAGAAGAGCAACAAGAUUCCAGUCAAUCCUCGCGCACCAUAUGGUGGACAGCUGGUGGUGUGCGCGUUCUCAGGUUCCCACCAAGAUGCUAUUAAAAAGGGCUUCGCGAAAAGGGAUUCGGAGAAUGCAGACGACAACACGCCCUGGAACGUGCCCUACCUCCCAUUGGACCCACAAGAUAUCGGUAGAACAUACGAAGCAGUAAUUCGCGUGAACAGUCAGUCGGGUAAAGGGGGUGUUGCAUGGAUCAUCAAGCGUACCCUUGAAUUGGAUCUACCUCGUGGUCUGCAAGUCGCCUUCUCGAAGAUUGUCCAAGCCGAGACUGACAAGCUCGGCCGGGAACUGCUAUCAACGGAGAUCAAAAAGUUGUUCGUCACAGCAUAUCACCUCGAACAGAAUCCACGCUUCUCCCUCGUCGACUACGAAAUCUCAACCGAUCGUGCCGAACCCGCUGCUCAGAAUGUGGAUGGCAAAACCGUCUCGAACAGGAAUCUGGGUCGCAGGUUCAAGGGACUUAUCGAAAUCGACGGGCAAGAGCAUGCCGUGGAGGGCGUGGGCAACGGUGCUCUCUCCGCGCUUGCAAAUGCCAUGAAGAAUGUCGGCAUCGACCUCGAUAUCACCGACUACAAGGAGCACUCCAUCGCCAAGCAGGCAGGAAAAGGCCGUGAUGUGCAGGCGGCAACGUACAUAGAAUGUACGACGUCAGGCUCGCAGCAGAAAGUCUGGGGUGUUGGUAUACAUGAAGAUGUUGUCCAGUCCUCUCUUUUCGCUUUGCUCGGUGCAGCGUCCUCGUUCCUAUCUUCAAGACCCAGUUCUCCGGUACCCUUCAGACCRAAGCGAUCAAACACGCAAUCGUUGGACCUCUCGCCGGAUCUCAGCGCCYAGCAGCAAGCCUUGAAUGGUGCACCGGACAGUGCACCGGAUGCGCAGGGUAGCAUUGCUGCYACACUUGAUGCGAGUGUAAACGGAAGCUGA